AUGUCCUGGGCCGCAACUCGCGAUACAACGCGGGUUGAGGACCGGGCAUACUCUCUUCUCGGCAUAUUUGAUAUCAACAUGCCAAUGAUUUACGGCGAAGGAGAUAAAGCCUUCCGCCGCCUUCAGGAGGAAAUCGCUAGAGAAACCAACGACUUGUCUCUAUUUGCGUGGAGGGCAUGCCCUCAUUCCGAGGGAAAAUCACAGAUAUUUAGAGGGCUUUUUGCAACGUCUCCGAGCGAAUUCAGCUCCUGUGCCACCAUUACAAAGUCAGUUGCCAGGAAUGAUACCCAACAAGAGUUUUCUCUCACGAACAAGGGUGUUCAAAUCCAAACGAAACUAUUCAAGCAUGCGGACAAUGCCUACAUCAUGUCGCUUGGCCUCACAUUGGCAACCGGAAUUCCUGUCUGCAUCUCUCUUACUCGAACCACUGACAGAUUUGUUCGCAACGAGCCUUGGUCGCUGGAAUAUGAGCGGACUGUGACGAAUGCGGAUACCACUCGAGAAUUGUUCACCAUACACGUACGCAAAGACGUCAGUCCUCAAGAAGAUUCAGCCCUUCGUAAGAGGAUGCACAGGUCAUUUCGAAUUACCUUCGAACUCCCAGCAUCUCUUGAACUAGAGAUGGUUGUGCCGGAUCCUAAAUACUUAUGGGACAGCUUUCAUUUCACCUUCCUCAGCAACGAUUCUAGCAAGUCCUCGGCAGCAAGGCUCAAAAUCAUCAUUCGUGGGACUGAUGGGAAUUUCAGUGAGGAGUUCCCUUUGGUCCUCAUACUCGGCUGGACAAGGACACUUCAGAAGCCUUUCGCAGUCCUAUACGGUGCCACAAAAUCCGCAGAUACCGCGAGAGGGGCUGUCCGAGACGUACUUCCCACAGACUUUCCGGAUCUUAUAGGGGAUGACGUUGACUGGGGCCACGGAAGGCAGGACAUCUUCGAGAAUGCCGUGUCAACCGUUUUCUCAACUCCUCGAUUUCAAGCCAUGGAGGUUCAAUUCAUUAAUGCUAAGAUGAUGGUCCUACAUCGCGGCGUCCGCAAGAGCUCUGCAUAUGUGGCGAGGUUCCACGCAAAGUUGGAGAGCCGCUGCGAUGAUGCCGAUGUUAUCACCUACCACUAG
Messenger RNA from Colletotrichum siamense, 1113 nucleotides. RefSeq names its product Vegetative incompatibility protein HET-E-1. The transcript is spliced from 2 exons. Lineage: Eukaryota; Fungi; Ascomycota; Sordariomycetes; Glomerellales; Glomerellaceae. The coding region runs from base 1 to 1113 and encodes 370 amino acids. The record is from RefSeq and is a predicted model, not a curated record.